Toxotes jaculatrix (banded archerfish) is the source of this 5112-nucleotide messenger RNA. RefSeq names its product phosphatidylinositol 4,5-bisphosphate 3-kinase catalytic subunit gamma isoform. Gene Ontology annotation, cellular component: phosphatidylinositol 3-kinase complex, class IB; plasma membrane; cytoplasm. The transcript is spliced from 13 exons. Gene Ontology annotation, molecular function: 1-phosphatidylinositol-4-phosphate 3-kinase activity; 1-phosphatidylinositol-3-kinase activity. The coding region runs from base 154 to 3432 and encodes 1092 amino acids. NCBI's taxonomy places the organism in Eukaryota, Metazoa, Chordata, Actinopteri, Toxotidae. The record is from RefSeq and is a predicted model, not a curated record. Gene Ontology annotation, biological process: phosphatidylinositol 3-kinase/protein kinase B signal transduction; phosphatidylinositol-mediated signaling; cell migration.
UCAGAGUCUCACACUGUCAAACAGGUGCGGACUCCACCUUAGGAUCUCAGGAAAGCAGCACCUGCCAUAAGGUUUUGCUUUCUUCCGAUAUCAACGGAUCCUGGACUGUUCCUGAACCAGCCUGACAGUCCACGUGCUGUGGACUCUCCAGGGAUGUCAACUCAAAGCUGCUCUGAGAACAACCUGAGGUUUAUCUGUGAGCUUAGGCCCUGGCCUGGUCCAUCACCAGGUAGUGCUGAGGAUUGCAAUGCCGAUAUAGAUAGUGAGUCAGUGUCAGUCAUCCUCCCUGCGCAGUGUAGCAUCUACCAGCUGCGGCUACGCAUCUGUAUACAGGCCCAGGAAAAAAACUGCCACCCAGAUCCACUUGCAAUACUUGACCCAGAGAAAUACACUCUGUUGUAUGCCAGGGGGGAUGACUGGUACGAGGCCUACGAUGACUGUCAGGUUAUCAGGACGUUAGACAUUCCAUGGUCAUGUGACGACAGCGGACGCCUGUCAGCACACAUCGUGGUAAAGCCCCUGGUGGCAGUUGAUUCAGAAGAGAAGAAGAAGCAGCAGCAGUGUCUGGCUUACCUGAUAGGACACAACCUGGAGAAAGAAGCAUCCGACAGACUUGGUGAGCUCACAUUUACCCGCCGGAAACUGGCAUCUCCCAGAAGACUAGAGCUAAAAAAUCGGGAUGACAAGUUGUAUGCCACAGAGCCUUGGAUUACAUGUGCCCCCAUUCCAACUGACCUGCAGGACUGGCUAAACAGAAAGCUUCCCGUCACCCUCCAUUACAUGAACAAGAUCAGCUUCAGCAUACAGGUGGAUUUAAGUGCAAGGCUAAAUGUUCUUCUUAAAGUUUUUGGAAGGGUGAUGGCAGACCGAGGGCUUGAUUAUGACACCUCUGACAGUCUGGUGUUUAAAGUGUCAGGGAGGGAAGAGUUUUUAUCCGGAGACCACCCUCUCAGUGACUUCCUCUGCGUUCGACAGUGCUUGAAAACCAAUCAGGCCUUCCACCUCUCUGUGGUACCUGUGUCGCAGCUCCCUGACGAGUCUGUCAAAUUCGUGGACUGGCCACUCGUUGACGGUUUCAGCGGCCAGUUCAGCUCCCAUGAUGAUCUCCGCCUUGAAGGGAAGGAUUUGGAUGACAUAUUCAUGAUAUCCUUAUGGGACUGCAAUAGAAAACUCAGAGUCAAACUGUUAGGCUUUGACAUCCCAGAUCUUCCAAGCAAAUGCCCUCAGUCUGUUUAUGUGGAAGCCUCCAUACUUUAUGGUAACAAGGUUCUCUCUUCAGUCUCCUCCACUCCAAAAGCCUUCACAGAUGAGGUACUGUGGAAUGAAUGGCUGGAUUUUGAUGUUCUCCUUAGGGAUCUACCACGUGGAGCCAAACUGGGUCUCACUAUCAAUGCGACUGGUGGUGACAUUUCCCAAACUACCAAAGACUCAGGGGAGGGGAAGGUCCUCUACUUUGUUAAUCUUCUCCUCAUAGAUCACAGGUCCGUCCUUAGCCAGGGCCCCUACACGCUGCACAUGUGGUCCUACCCUGACCUGGAGGAAGAGGUCAUCAGCUACCAGGCAGACAAGCUGUCCUCUGCUACUAACCCAAACAUAGCUGAUUCCAUGGCUAUCAGCUUCCUUCUUGAUCGCUACAGCUUCCCUGUGGUUCUCCCAAACCGCUUUAGUUCCUCUGAAUGUUCCAGCAGUCCCACCUCCACCUCCAGCCUCUCCCCAACCAAAUGUAUUGUCUCCUCUCCUGCACCUUCCUCCCCAGCCACCUCACCCUCUUCCUCCUUAUCCAGCACAGAUUCUUCCUCUCUGCAUGUGAAACCUUUUCAAGGCCCAUCAGCUGACACUGUCACUCUCAGAUCCCCAUCCCCGGUCAUCAACACUGACAAGUCUUGCCUAAGAAGGUUUCGGGAGGAGAGUGUCCGCUAUGCCUCCAACCUACCCCACUACCUGCGCAAAGUUGAUUGGAUGAACCGCAGGGUGGUUGAAGAUGUCCACUGGCUACUGGGAAACUGGGAUCCUGGGGAUCUGGAUGUAACUGUAGCCCUGGAGCUGUUGAGCAUGGACUUUGCUGAUGAGGUGGUCAGGAGGCUUGCAGUUCAGAGACUGGAAAGCCUGUCGAAUGAUGAUGUCUUGCUGUAUUUGCUGCAACUGGUGCAGACCCUUAAAGUGGAACCUUACCAUGACAGCUUCCUUGCUCGGUACCUCAUCCAAAGAGCUCUGCGGAGCAAGAGAAUCGGCCACUUCUUCUUCUGGUACGUCCGCAGUGAGGUGGCAGGGUGUCCGUACUUCCGCCAACGCAUGGCUGUGAUUCUGGAGGCGUACCUGCUGGGCUGCGGCCAGGCCAUGCUCGACAGCUUCACCCGGCAGGUCCACGCUGUAGAGGCACUACAGGAGGCCGCUAUAAUGAUUAAGAAACUCUUCCCAGACAAGACUGACCUCCAUCCUACAGCUCACCUCAGGCUUCAAGAGCUUCUUAGACACUGUAAUCUACCAAAUGAAUUCCUGCUGCCCUUUGAUCCCCGCAUCAAAGUUGGAAGGAUCCUGCUGGACAAAUGCAAGGUGAUGGCCUCUAAGAAGAAACCUCUAUGGCUGGAGUUCUCUCCCAUGCCGUCACCUACCUCUGCUACACCUGUUGGUAUCAUUUUCAAAGAAGGGGACGACCUCAGACAGGACAUGCUGGUCAUUCAGACAUUGGUGGUGAUGGACUCCAUCUGGCAGGAGAAAUCUCUGGACCUUAACCUUGUUCCAUAUGGCUGCAUCUCCACAGGACACAACAUAGGUAUGAUUGAGAUUGUGAGGAAUGCAGCGACCAUCGCUGCAGUCCAGAGGAACCACAGAGGAACAGCUGGAGCCUUCAGAAACGAUGCUCUGUUUGAGUGGCUCAAGUCUAAGUGUCCACUGCAGGAAAUUCACUACAAGACUGUGGAGAGGUUUGUGAAGUCCUGUGCUGGUUACUGUGUGGCCACUUAUGUACUGGGUAUAGGAGAUCGACACAAUGACAACAUCAUGAUCACAGACCAAGGGAACUUGUUUCACAUCGACUUCGGUCACAUCCUGGGUAACAGGAAGCACUUUCUCGGUGUCAAAAGGGAGCGUGUGCCAUUCGUCCUCACACCUGACUUCCUGUUUGUCAUGGGCAGGGUCAAAGGUCGCAACAGCCUCUAUUUUCAGCGUUUCAGGGACACUUGCACCCAGGCGUACCUCUCCCUGCGCUCCCACUCUCGUCUGCUCAUCACUCUUUUCUCCCUCAUGCUGCUCACUGGCAUCCCAGAGCUGAGCGCUGCAGAGGACAUGCGUUACCUGCGGGAGGCUCUCCAGGAAGAACAGGGUGAGGCAGAGGCCAAGGAGCAUUUCCUCCAGCAAAUCUCUGAGUGUGAGCAGCUGGGCUGGACCGUGCAGGCCAACUGGUGGAUCCACAUGGUGGCAGGCAUCAAGUAGAGUGUUUUGCACUACUUGUGCUUCAGCUCUGGAGGAGGUGAAAUGGUGGCUGUCCAAAUGUCUAAAUGUGGACAGUGACUUUCUUUUAUUCAUUGUUUAUUUUCAUGUAUUAUUGCUAUAUUCCUGUAUCGUAUGGCGUCCCUCUCCUCACCAGUGAGCGUGGAUUAUGUUUAUAGGCAUCUGACAGCAAUGGAGGUCUGCAUUUUCCAGCAGGUGAGAGAACAGGCAUGUUCAAAUAAAUGAACUGUGACCUGGAGGGGGAUGGAAAAUAGUGUCAUGGUAAAAAAAUAACAUUUAAGAUUUGUCAUAUAUAUGCUGUAAAUAGAUGUAACGCGCAGCUUAUUUUAUCCCUGAAAUAUUCAUACCGUGAAAUAGAAGCAGCAGUCAAAUAUCCUCACAGUACCUGCACAGGGGAGAAGAAAAGUAAGUUAAUCAGCAUCCAUUUAGGUUUUAACAUUAGUUAGUAUGUGUUAUUUUAAGAGUCACUGCUCCCUGCUAAAAAGCUUCACUAAUUAAAUAUUAGUAAUUAAUUACUUCUUUGUUCAAUAACACAAUAAAUCUCUGAUGGUCCAAAAUCAAACAAAUAAAAUCCAAAUUGGCCUGGCUCAUCUUGAAAAAGCCCUCUAUUCUUAUAUUAGCAAUAACAAACACAAAUAUAUACAUUUUUGUCAUGUAUUAGAUUUUUAUAAUCCUUUAUAUUUCUCCAAAAAUGUGUUUGUUUUUUUUCAAAGUUCACUAUUUUUCAGUAUAGCCUGUUAUAUUUUAUCUUACAUAUCUUACACACAGCCAGCUUUAGCUUCUCAGAUUGACACAUACCAAACCCAGAUCAGUUGACACAGUAGUCACUAACCAUAGUCACUUCCUUGUUGUCAUAGCAACAUGCAUGUGUCUUAGCUUUUUGAAGUCAUGGCACCUCUUUUCUUUUCACUAGCCAUGCACAUGGUGGCUGAAUGUUAUGUUUUCCAGGAGAGUGCUUUCACUAAAUCUUUUCACUUCUCAGGUCAGAAAGUUGGCCAGUGAAACUGCUGUACUUCCAUGAUUAUAGCUGCAGGGUCAAGACUGUUGAAGUAACUACAAUAAAUGAAACAGGAUAUGAAAAUCCACAGAAGAACUGUGGCAAUAUCUCCAAGAUACCUGGAACAGCAUACAUGAAAUGUACCUUGAAAAAAAUGUUUGCACAAACAUGCAUAGGAAAAAAAAAAAAAAUGUUAAUUUUUUUUUAAAUUUACUUUGAUACAUAAAAGCUUUUCAUGGCAUUCUUUUUAAAAGCAUCUUCAUCUUGCUUUUAGUGUCUAAAACAUUUGCAUAGUGCUGUAUAUACUGUAUGAAGGUACCUGUAAAAAGACAGUGCAGGCAGGCUGACACACGCAGUGCAACUUGUAUAUUUAUUAAGCCCUUGUCCCUGUGCACAAUCUAGAAUAAAAAUGGGAGUUUAAUUAAUUUUUAGUGUUCAGACUCUGAGGUUCCAUUGUAAAAAUAUGUCAAGACUUAUCAGUGAUAGAGAGUCACAUGGGCUCUGUCGCACAUGGACACUCAACACAAAUGAUGACAUUUAGAAUCAAACAGUUCUUCUCUUCCACAUCCACUUAGUAGGUUUUAUGUGAAAUCAGUCAGUCAAUCAGACUUUAUUUGUAUAGCAUUUUUCAUACAAAUAGAUGAUAGCGCAAAGUGCUUUGCAUC